Messenger RNA from Motacilla alba alba, 1176 nucleotides. RefSeq names its product phosducin like 3 (gene PDCL3). Lineage: Eukaryota; Metazoa; Chordata; Aves; Passeriformes; Motacillidae. Gene Ontology annotation, biological process: positive regulation of gene expression; angiogenesis; protein folding. The record is from RefSeq and is a predicted model, not a curated record. The transcript has 6 exons. The coding region runs from base 149 to 871 and encodes 240 amino acids. Gene Ontology annotation, cellular component: cytoplasm.
AUUAGGCGCUGCGGGAAGCGGCGGCGGCGACGCUGGGCCCGCCCCUCGGCAGCGCCGCCUCCUCCGGCCGCGCCGCGCACGCCGGGACCGGCCCUGCCCGGCCUUGCCCAGCGCCGCUGCCCGGGCACGGCCCGGCCCCGCCGGCACCAUGCAGGAUCCAAAUAAAGACACGGAGUGGAAUGACAUUCUGCGCAAGAAAGGUAUCCUUCCUCCAAAGGAAAACCUGGAGGAACAGGAACGGGCAAAGGAAGAGGAGCAGUUUGCCAUCCUUCAGAAAUCUCUGGUGAAAACUUAUGAGGACAUGACUCUGGAAGAGCUAGAAGAGAAUGAAGAUGAAUUUAAUGAGGAAGAUGAGAGAGCUAUUGAAAUGUACAGGCAGCAAAGGUUAGCAGAAAUGAAGGCAGCUCAAAUGAAGAAUAAAUUCGGGGAAGUUUUGGAGAUUUCAGGAAAAGAUUAUGUUCAAGAGGUUACAAAAGCUGGAAAAGGUAUAUGGGUAGUCUUACACCUCUACAAACAAGGAAUUCCACUCUGUGCCUUAAUAAAUCAACAUAUGAGUGGGCUUGCAAAGAAGUUCAGAGACGUGAAAUUCAUCAAAGCUAUCUCUACCACCUGCAUUCCCAACUACCCCGAUAAGAACCUGCCCACGAUAUUUGUGUACCUGGAGGGAGACAUCAAAGCUCAGUUCAUUGGGCCUUUGGUGUUUGGUGGCAUGAACCUGACCAGGGAUGAAUUGGAGUGGAAGAUUUCUGAAUCGGGUGCCAUCAAGACAGACCUCGAAGAGAACCCCAGGAAGCAGAUCCAGGACCAGCUCAUGUCCUCAAUCAGGGCGUGUGUCCCAGCCAGAGGGGAGAGUGACUCAGAGGAUGACUAAUUCCUGCGUCUGUAUCUGGACUGAUGCAGUGCACUUGCAGCCAGUGUUCCCACCUCAAGCACUGGGGACACUCCUUAAGGCCUUCCUGAGCCCCAGAAGGGUAGCCUUUCAAGACAUUCAUUCUAGAAACCUCUAGAAACAAAAAACAUUUCUGUUUUUUAAAAAUUGCAGCUUCACUCAAGAUGCUGAAAGACAUUUUGUAUAGUGAAGCCUGACUAAAUCUUACUCAAAGGUUUUAAAAUACAGAUGUGAGUAGAAACAGGUCUCUUGUUAUUAUUUUCAUAGUAAAUUGCUACUUCUUAAAA